AUGGCGGAACACAUAGAGAACAACAGUACAACAUCUGCGAGACAAGUAAACGUUCUAUUCUUAUACGGAAAGCCGGGCUAUGGCAAAACUACCCUUGCGACUGCUGUAAUUGACCACUCAAGAGAAAUGGCUUUGUUGAGAAGGAAGAACCGUCCCGAUUCUCUCGCCUUCUUCUUUUUUGAUAGACAAAGCCGGUUCGACUCUUCAUAUGACGCUUUUCGGGCUCUCCUAGCCCAAUUGAUAUUCUGCCGACGGUUCGACCAAAUAGUCCUCGACAUCGCUGCAAUUGCACGGCCCGAUUACGAUACUGGGCAGCAUUUGGCCUCGAACGACGAGAUCUUCAGGAUACUCCAUCUGUUUCUUGUGCAGUUCAGCACCUGCGACCUAGUGUGUGAUGGCGUGGAUGAAUGCAAAGAUCGGGAUAACUUCUUGGCAAAAGAACUCGUUGAUAGUGAAGACUUAGUCCUUUCAAAGAACAGCUCUGUUGAUGACAUCGUGUCCAGCAUUUGCCGUCGAUCAAACGGGAUGUUCCUGUGGGCUGCACUGUUUCUCGGAUAUCUCAAGUUGCCCUCCCUCUCCAUGCUGCCAUCGCUCAAAUGGAUGACAAAGCUUUCAAUGAAGCUGACACCAUUUCCAAUUUCGAGAAAGCGAUACGCAACACAAUCUUGGUCUGCGCAUUUUCGAGAAGCCACGAAAGGAUCUUCGGAUCCGGCAUACCUUAACUAUCUUGAAGUCUUUGAAAAGCUCGGCCAGCGCACUACGCCUUUUUUGUCUGAAAAAACCCAAUUCACCUCCUGGACUGAGGCGCUAGGGCAUUUGGGCUGUCCACAAGAAGCGUGGGUGAUCGAGUCCGUUGGCUGGGAGAGUCUUCAGCACUUCUCAGCUAAAAGCCCAGUACAAAGCGCCGUUUCUCUGCUUCAUUUGGCCUUUCAAGAACACACAAAGCUUGUCGAGUACUGGAGCAAUGUUCUUAAAAAGUAUCCAGAAGAGUUGUGGCAGCCAAGCAUCUCUGCUUUCUCUGAAUCGAAGCUUCGGAAGACUUCGACUGCAGCGCGAACUUCAAGCAUACCAUCGAACAUCGCCCAUGACCAGAAUUCCGUUGUUCUGCAGACGAAAUGCUCAUUAUCCGGGCAUGCGAUCGGUGUACUGCACGCUCAGUACCGCUCAGAGUAG
This is a messenger RNA of Parastagonospora nodorum SN15, 1173 nucleotides long. RefSeq lists its product as hypothetical. The record is from RefSeq and is a predicted model, not a curated record. Lineage: Eukaryota; Fungi; Ascomycota; Dothideomycetes; Pleosporales; Phaeosphaeriaceae. Bases 1 to 1173 code for a protein of 390 amino acids. The transcript has 4 exons.